Ophidiomyces ophidiicola is the source of this 1089-nucleotide messenger RNA. RefSeq lists its product as uncharacterized. The coding region runs from base 1 to 1089 and encodes 362 amino acids. The record is from RefSeq and is a predicted model, not a curated record. NCBI's taxonomy places the organism in Eukaryota, Fungi, Ascomycota, Eurotiomycetes, Onygenales, Onygenaceae. The transcript is spliced from 3 exons.
AUGGAUCCUCCAAAACGGCCUCACGAUGCCUACAUCAACCAUUACAACCAAGGUGGGGUUGUAUAUCCGGACUUGUCUUGGGUAGACCAAACGAACUUGGUGGCAGACAACGCGUCAAAACCUAGCGGGCUUGAAGGAGAUAGCUAUGCGGUUCCCACGGGGGGCAUGGGCACAUUAGAAUACCCGAAGUUUCAAAUAUCAAAUGACGAUUUUUCAUGGAUUGACAAGCAAGUUGCAGCCUUCAAUGAGAGUGGCGGGGAUGGGUAUAGUCAGAAUUCUCUUUCAUUGGUCGAUUUCGGCUUCCCUGGUCCUUCUGAUCUUAACAAUUUUCAAAGCUACUACGCGAGGCGGCUUCAACCACCGAUAGAGAUGGCACCCAGAGAAACUCCAAGAGAUACCGUGAUGAGGGACUUUGACGAUAGAAAUGGCAAUGUGGCAGACCCCACAGCACAGGGUAUUCUACCGGGAAUGGAAUAUCCGAAAAUUAAGAAUACUCGCAACGCACCGAGUCUCCUUCCAGCCAUGUUUCAGAGGGAUCAGGUGCAGAGGGGACAUAGAUCACCCCGGAGUAUCAUGCGUGAACAGACAUUUGCCUUUGUUGCAAACCCGGCGAUCUUCUUUCAAGAGCCAACAGAAGAACACCAGCUACCCGUCAACAAAAAAAUUACCAUUGACGCUUUGCCGCUUGAAAUUCUGGAUAAAAUAUUCAAGAAACUUGAUGGUGCAUCCCAGGUCGCCUUGGCACUGACAGCAAAAUCCCUCGGUCAAGCCCUCCUUUGCGCCAAUCAUGAAGGAACGAUUUUCUACAGCGGCAUUGAGAGAGAGCAGCUUUUGUGUUGGCGCCUUGCCCCCAACUUCCCAGCGAGUUUCAAGUUGUGCUAUGUUUGUAUGAAGUACUAUCCGAUAAAUCCGCGAUGGUGGGCCAGGAGAAAGGCCUGUGGAAUGGCAAAAACCUGUAGCCCAAUCUACGGGAGACACCAUUCGGAUUUUGAGUUUAAGAAUGUGGCUUGCCCAGAAUGCACGGCGGAAGGAAAAUGGUCCAAUGUCACCCAGGCGCAUAACGCCUUGCAGCGCGCACUCUUCUCAUAG